CUGCCGAAGUAAAUACAUUUCGUAUCUCCUCCGCCUUACUCUGUCCUGCGUUCGAAGAAGGAAGAAACCCCGAGCCUCCUCUCCACAACCCUAACAAUGGCCGAGGGACUCGUGUUGAAGGGCACCAUGCGCGCUCACGCCGACGCAGUCACCGCCAUCGCCACUCCCGUCGACAACGCCGACUUCAUCGUAUCCUCCUCCCGCGACAAGUCUAUCGUCGUCUGGAAGCUCUCCAAGGACGACAAGUCCUAUGGCGUCCCCCAGCGUAGACUCACCGGUCACUCUCACUUCGUUCAGGACGUCGUCCUCUCCUCCGACGGUCAGUUCGCUCUCUCCGGCAGCUGGGACGGCGAGCUCCGCCUCUGGGACCUCGCCACCGGCGUCUCCACCCGUCGAUUCGUCGGCCACACCAAGGACGUCCUCUCCGUUGCGUUCUCCGUCGACAACCGUCAGAUCGUGUCUGCGUCCCGUGACCGUACGAUCAAGCUCUGGAACACGCUCGGUGAGUGCAAGUACACCAUCUCUGACCAAUCCGAAGGCCACAGGGAGUGGGUGAGCUGCGUUAGGUUUAGCCCCAACAUGCUCGUGCCGACAAUCGUCUCCGCCUCUUGGGAUCACACCGUGAAGGUGUGGAAUCUCCAUAACUGCAAGCUGAGGAACACGCUCGUGGGACACUCGGGAUAUGUCAACACAGUCGCCGUGUCUCCGGACGGUUCGCUCUGCGCCAGUGGCGGGAAAGACGGCGUGAUAUUGCUGUGGGAUUUGGCCGAAGGGAAGAAGCUGUACUCGCUCGACGCUGGUGCUGUGAUCCACUCCCUCUGCUUCAGCCCCAACAGGUACUGGUUGUGCGCUGCGACGGAGCAUGGCAUAAAGAUCUGGGAUCUUGAGAGCAAGAGCAUUGUCGAGGACUUGAAGGUCGAUCUGAAGACCGAGGCAGAGAAGUCGGAUGGAGACACUGGAGCGGCGAACAAGCAAAAGGUCAUCUACUGCACGAGCUUGAGCUGGAGUGCAGAUGGCAACACAUUGUUCAGUGGAUACACAGACGGAAUCAUCAGAGUCUGGGGCAUCGGCCGUUACUAGAAGAAGCAAGAAUGUGUUCUUCCAAUGAUGAUUCCUUUCAUUUCUAUCAAAUUUUCAGAAAUAUUUUAAACCCCUUUGAUGAUAUGCCCCUUUCUCAUGUUUGUUGUCCUGAACUGGUCUGAGUUAUAAUCUUUUUCUGAUCAAAGAGAUCAUUUUGAGCA
This is a messenger RNA of Tarenaya hassleriana, 1241 nucleotides long. Its product is annotated as receptor for activated C kinase 1B-like. Gene Ontology annotation, molecular function: ribosome binding; translation regulator activity; protein kinase C binding. Gene Ontology annotation, biological process: positive regulation of protein phosphorylation; rescue of stalled cytosolic ribosome. Gene Ontology annotation, cellular component: cytosol; nucleus. The transcript is spliced from 2 exons. The record is from RefSeq and is a predicted model, not a curated record. Lineage: Eukaryota; Viridiplantae; Streptophyta; Magnoliopsida; Brassicales; Cleomaceae. The coding region runs from base 97 to 1080 and encodes 327 amino acids.